This is a messenger RNA of Canis lupus familiaris (dog), 1612 nucleotides long. It is a transcript of the gene IL10RB, whose product is annotated as interleukin 10 receptor subunit beta. Gene Ontology annotation, molecular function: protein binding; interleukin-10 receptor activity. The record is from RefSeq and is a predicted model, not a curated record. Gene Ontology annotation, cellular component: membrane. The coding region runs from base 89 to 1213 and encodes 374 amino acids. The transcript is spliced from 7 exons. NCBI's taxonomy places the organism in Eukaryota, Metazoa, Chordata, Mammalia, Carnivora, Canidae. Gene Ontology annotation, biological process: blood coagulation.
UCGGGGAGCCGGCACGGGGGCGCUUGCCCGGCGGCUGCCGCGGCCCCCGAGCGCCCCCGAGCGCCCCCCGCCGGCUCCCGGCGCGGCCAUGCGGCGGAGCCUGCGGAGCUUGCUGGGCGGCUGCCUCCUGAUGUCAGCAUUAGGGCUGGUGCCACCUCCUAAAAACGUCAGAAUGAAGUCAGUUAAUUUCAAGAACAUUCUCCAGUGGGAGUUGCCUGCUUUUCCCAAAGGGACUCUGACUUUCACAGCCCAGUACCAAAGUUAUAGGAAAUUCCAGGAUCUAUGCACAAGUACUGCCUUCACGGAAUGUGAUUUCUCAAGUCUUUCCAAGUAUGGUGAUCACACCCUGAGAGUCAGGGCUGAGUUUGCAGAUGAGCAUUCUGACUGGGUAAACAUCACCUUUUGUCCUGUGGAUGACACCAUGAUUGGACCACCUGGAAUGCAAGUAGAAGCACUUGCUAACUCUCUCCAUCUGCGUUUCUUAGCCCCUAAAAUUGAGAAUGAACCUGAAACAUGGACCAUGAGAAAUAUUUAUAACUCGUGGGCUUAUAAUGUGCAAUAUUGGAAAAACGGCUCUGAUGAAAAGUGGCCGAUUACCUGUCAGUAUGACUUUGAGGUCCUCCGAGAUCUGGAGCCGUGGACAACUUACUGCGUUCGAGUUCAAGGGUUUCUUCCCGAACGGAACAAAACUGGGGAAUGGAGCAAGCCUGUCUGUGAGCAAACAGCCAAUGAUGACACAGCCCCGUCCUGGACUGUCGCCAUCGUCCUGGCAGCCUCGGUGUGCGUGGCCCUCCUGCUGCUCGGCUGCUCCGCCCUGCUGUGGUGCCUGUACAAGAGGACCAAGCACGUCUUCUCCCCCAGGAACUGUCUGCCUCAGCAUCUGAAAGAGUUUUUGGGUCACCCUCAUCACAAUACCCUUCUGUUUUUCUCCUUCCCGCCCUCUGAUGAGAAUGAAGUCUUUGACAAACUGAGUGUCAUUACGCAAGUCUCCGAAAGCAGCAGACAGAGCUCCGGCAACAGCUGUACUCCCGGGACCCCGUCUGGGCAGGGAUCCUCCGAGCUGGUCCCCAAGGAGGGAGCAAACACACAGGGGUGCAGCACCCCCCUGCUUCUCUCGCCUGCCACUGAGGGUCACCAGAGCGGGACACCCCCUGAGCAAACCCCAAAUCCAGAACUCUCAGAUUCCAGGACGUCUAAACAACCACAGAGCUAGAUUUUAAAGACUGGCUUGGCAAAAAAAAAAAAAAAAAAAUACUCCACGUUGGGAAUUUGCUGCUCUAUAAAAGGCCUCAAUGAUUUAAAAAGAAGAAAAAAAAAAGAUACGUUGAUCAUUGGGAGUAUAAUUUUCAGCUUCUGAUGCACACUAAUAUAGGGAACGAGUUUUGAAUUAAAUUAGAAGAAACAAAAAUAUCUAAAAUGAGGAAUAAAAACUGAGAUGCUAUAAAAUCCAACCAGACGGCUGAUGGACUGAUCACCAAAACCACCUCAACUCUAAAGGGGUCAGCAAGCUUUCUGGAUUCUCAGGGAGGGAUACUUAGACUGAACUUAUUUUGCUACCUGUAUAUGUUUUAUAUCGUGCUGGUGCUCUAUUAAAGUUUUAUUCUCUAUUUAA